This is a messenger RNA of Bactrocera tryoni, 6458 nucleotides long. It is a transcript of the gene br, whose product is annotated as broad-complex core protein isoforms 1/2/3/4/5. Gene Ontology annotation, molecular function: protein binding. Lineage: Eukaryota; Metazoa; Arthropoda; Insecta; Diptera; Tephritidae. Gene Ontology annotation, biological process: regulation of transcription by RNA polymerase II. The transcript has 8 exons. The record is from RefSeq and is a predicted model, not a curated record. Gene Ontology annotation, cellular component: nucleus.
UAAAUUUAUGAAAAAUAUAUCUACACAAAUAUAAACAUAAAACGCAAAUAGUCAAGUAAACUUCCCAAAUAGUCAAACUUAAGGGAAAGUACAAGCAAAAGCAAAACUUAGAGAAGACGGUUCUUAACAACCAUAAAAACUACAACAACAACAUAACAUUACAAUUAUAUCUACUACAACUAAGAGAAAACAAUUGCAAUCAGUUGGAGAAAAAUAAUUAAUUUCAAAAUAAUAGCAGUCACAGCAACAAGAAUAACAACAACAGCAUAUCCAUAAGAGUGAAAGCAAGUCUUUGGGGACGCUUUCAACAGCGCCAACGCAACACCCACACAUACACGGACACGGAAACGGAAACGGACACAGUCAAGCCAGUCGCGAAGAUGGACGAAACACAGCAUUUUUGUUUGCGCUGGAACAACUACCAAAGCAGCAUAACGUCGGCGUUUGAGAACCUGCGCGAUGACGAAGACUUCGUCGAUGUGACACUGGCGUGCGAGGGGCGCAGCAUCAAAGCGCAUCGCGUCGUCCUGUCGGCGUGCAGCCCAUAUUUUCGCGAUUUACUCAAGAGUACACCUUGUAAGCAUCCGGUGAUCCUGCUCCAGGAUGUCAACUUUCUCGAUCUACACUCGUUGGUGGAAUUCAUAUAUCACGGUGAGGUGAACGUGCAUCAAAAGUCUUUGCAGUCCUUUCUUAAGACGGCAGAGGUACUUCGAGUCUCGGGUCUCACUCAACAGCAGGCCGAGGAAACCCAUAGUCAAUUAGCUCAAAUACAAAAUCUGGCGAAUGCCGCUAAUGCCACACGCACUCCACUUAACUCACACCACACAUUGCUCGAUGAGCCGCCGCUAUAUCCACGCAACAGCGGCUCACCACCGCCACCCCCACCAUCCCAACAGCUGCCAUUGGCAUCCACACACAUCAACAGCCAGUUGUUUAAGCGCAGCAUGGCCAUGCUACGUCGCGAGAGGAACAACUCAACACCAUCGGCCGAGGACUCGAAUAAUGCCAUGAAACGCCUGCGAGGACCCGACAACGGUUUGCCGUCUAGCAACAACAAUAGUCCCGAAAUAGUACAUCAACGCAGCGCAUCACCCCAAUUGACACCGGCCGAUUUCUCAACCAUCAAGCACAACAAUAACAACACACCGCCGCUGAAGGAAGACAAACGUAAUGGACCAUCUGGUAAUAACGGUAAUAGUGGCAAUGGCAACUCGGACACUGGCAACGGAAACGGUAUCGCAAAUAAUGACAAAGUAGGUAGUAGCUUAACUUCCUCACCGCUUACACGCACCGUCGACGAUGUCAAAUCGGAACCCAUGGAACUAGUAUGCUCGAAUAACAAUCCGACAGUAGUCGAUGAGCACAGUAACGACUCCACCGGUGAGCAUGAAGCGAACCGAUCAAGCAGCGGCGAUGGCGGCAAAGGUUCUUUGAGUUCGGGAAACGAUGAGGAGAUUGAUAACAACAUGCCAACACAUCCUCCACCCCCAUAUCUGAUGUCACCGGCAGAGAGCAAAUUAUUCUCACCGGCCGCCUUCAAUUUUCCCAUGAGCGGUCUAGAUCCUGCCACGUUAGCUGGUUUUAACUCGCAACUACAGUCAGCCGCCGAAAUAUCAGUUUCUCCGCAAGGUCAACUGACGGCAAAUUCCACUUCUACAACAAACCUAUGCCACAAAUCCAUUCACUACAACAACAUGCUCAACUGUAAAAUCACCAACAACUAUGCCGACCAUCGCUACACCGAACCAAAUGCAAAUGCUCGCCCACUUAAUUGCGAUAAUCCCCCCUUCGAACGGCCAGCAGCCUCAAGUAUCUGUGGCCUUAACCUCACUACUUUCACCGCCAACUGCAGUGUCUCGAACAAUGGCAAUGGCAGCGGUGGCGCCAAUUGCAGCAGCAACAGUGCCAGCGGCAGCACCUCGAGCAACAAUACAUCCAACAUCUUGCCCGCCGCACUCAUGCAGGCCAAUUCCCAGCACCAGCACCAGCACCAUCAUCACCACCACCACCAUCAGCAGCAGCAGCAUCAACACGGCCAGAACUCUGGGAGCAAUACCGGCAAUGGCUGCAACAAUGGCAACGGCGGCCUUAGCAACGCCACCAGCGCCGUCCAGCAGUCGCAAAUGUUUGUCGCCGCCGCUGCAGCUGCCGCUAUGGCCAACAUGGCGGCAGCGUCCAGCAGCGCGGCUGCCAACACCUCCGCCGGUAGUCUGAACACUUCGGGCGUCGGAGGCGGCGGCGGUGGCGGCGCUGACGAAUUUCGCUGCGAUCCGUGCAACAAGAAUCUGUCAUCUCUAACCCGCCUCAAGCGCCACAUACAGAACGUGCACAUGCGUCCGACCAAAGAACCCGUCUGCAACAUAUGCAAGCGUGUCUACAGCUCGUUGAACAGUCUACGCAAUCACAAGAGCAUCUACCAUCGCAACCUGAAACAGCCGAAGCAGGAGACCAUCGGCGGCGCUGAUAUGGCCCAGUCACCGGGCUUAGCCAGCGUGGCCGUGAUGCAUAACUCCUACUAUGCGCCGGUCAACCAUCGCUCAUCCUCAUGUGGAAGCACCAACCUGCUUGGCGGCGUUAUAAUACCCGGUGGCAGUCCCAAUACAAGUAGUAGUAGCAACCAAAAACUGCAACAUGAACAUCUCCACCAUUCCACCACUACCACCACUACCACAACCACAGCCACCACAAGCUCCGCUCAUCAGUUCCACCACCACCAUCAUCAGCAGCAACAACAUCACCAACACCUUCAUCAUCACCACCAACAACCGGAAGCAUCAUCUCCGCACCACCAACAGCAAUUGCUUCCCCAGCAUUUGCGCGGUGACCGAGACUCAGACCGUUCGAACACCGACUGCAGCCCGCACUCGCCAAUCCACCGAAUGCCGAAGCGACCAGCCAGUGAGCAGCCACAUCACACACAAUCCCACCUCUCGACGGCAUCCUCCCCGUCAGAUGUGAUUGCGUCCACACCACCGCCAUUGCCAGCACCGCAGCACAUGAAACCACCUUCACCGCAUCACUCCCACCAGCAUCCGCAUUUUGGCCAUCAACAGCUGCCACUAGGCAUGUUGCCAUCGCACCAUCUACACGCACAUCACGAACUAAGCGCAUCCUCGCACCACCACCAUCACUUGUCGCGCACCGGUUCACCUCUGGACCAUCACCAUCUACUACACCACCGCCGCUCCUCGCUCUCACCCUCGCCCACCGGUCGCGGUUCUGGCGGAUCCGCAGCAGGCAUACUCUCGUCGACGCGUGGAGGUGAUAUGGUGGGCGGAAGCAGUCGGCUGCUACUACCGCUGCCACUAAACGCUUGCCACCGCUGCGACGUAUGCGGCAAAUUGCUCAGCACAAAGUUGACGCUGAAGCGGCACAAGGAACAACAACAUUUGCAGCCGCUCAACAAUGCCGUUUGCAAUUUAUGCCACAAAGUCUUUCGCACGUUGAAUAGCCUCAACAACCACAAGAGCAUCUAUCAUCGCCGUCAGAAGAACCACCACUCCUACUUUCAUCACAGCGCGGUGGGCGGCGGUGUGAGCGGCAGUCCUAGUAGCCGACUGCAUCAGUCGCUCAGCUCGCUGAGUGCCGCAGCAGUUGCCAAUAAUAGCGUCGGAGCGGGUGGCAACGGCAACGCAGUGGCAGCAGCAGCAGCGGCCGCUGCCGCAGCAGCCGAGUUAUUACUCUCGCCAAUAGUAGGCGCAGCAGCGGUGGCAGGUGGGGGCAGCGCCGGACCCGGAGUGCAGAUCUCACAUGGUGGCCAGCAACAGUCCUCACCCAAUAUGGUGAAGCCCUGCAUGGACUUCUUAUAAGAUCAACAUCAUCUGCUGCAGCAGCUCUUCCAUGUUGCUCUGAACGCUCCACAGCCGCCACCACCACCUUCGCUGUCUGCAAGCAUGAGUCCCUUGUCCGCCAUGGGGCAAGGUCCAAUGCCAGUUACAUCAAUGGUUGAUUUACAGUAUGGCCAUCAACUGCCGCCAACCGUAGACCUAACACAGAUGGAUCAUUACGGCGGAGCUGGCAGGAACAGCGACGGCAGUGGUGGUGUAGACCGAGGAGGGGACCAUUAUGAGCGCAUUAAUCUAUUAGAGCACUAAGUAGCGCCCCAAAGCGGUAGAUCAAAUUGUUCUACGGAAACUAAACCUAUUACCGACCACCAACUAAACCGACCGUACCGAUCACGUGAUCGGAAAAAAUGAGCAAUAAAAACAAAACUCGAAACAAAAUGUUACCAAAAAAGUGAAAAUAGAGCUGAGGCUCCCACUAAAAAGUUCUAAGCGCAGUGAGAGACCGACCGACCCUCCCACAGUGAAACGAGCUAAAGAUUUUAGUAUGCAAAAAAUAACGGAACACAAAAAAAACUCAGAAAUAUGCAAAAAAAAAAAACAUUGAUAAAGGAAUUAACUAAAACAACUGAAUUGAAAAAAGCAAGAAUGCAAAACUGUGAUUUUUUACAUCUCUUUUUUGAGUUUAUGAACAAAAUAUUAAGAUAUAAUUUUCGAUGUACAACAUCAAGGACUCUUAUAUGUAAGCGAAUGCACUGUGGACAUAUACAUAUUAAUUUAAUUUAAGCUAGAGAUAACGGUUUGGUCCAGAUCCCAAAGGCACGGAGUACUGCACACACGCACUCUGAUAAGGACUAAGCGGACAUUAGAUAUUGAUAAUGGUGGGACGUGACUUUUAGAAGUCCCUCUCUGCUCUUUCAUACCGAAACUUCAUAAAACAAACAAAUACAAAACUGUGUGAAUAUCAGGGGUUGGGCGAAGAUUGAAGCCUGUUAGAGCAAUUUUAUUUUGUUUUCGAAUUCUGAUUUUGAUUAUUGAACAUAUUGUUGGCGCACAGUUUUUGGGAUUUCAACUUGGCGCGCUCAGAGCAGUUGGACACACACACACAAAGGCAUGUGUUUCGAAUUCGAACCCAAAGCAAACUACUUUAAUACAAUGACAUAAACAGCAACAACUAGCAACAUACACACACACACAGAAACACUAAAACAUACACACAUACAUACAUAUGUAGGUAGAAUGAUAAUAUUGAGAUGUGCAAUUUUUAUUUGUUGACAAUACAAAUUUAUUUAGUGUUAGUACUAUGUUUUCUCGUUAUAUAUACAUAUACAUACAUACAUAUAUAACUUUAUGUGUAUAUAUAUUGAUGUACUAAUUAAUGUGUGUGAAGGGGGAAAAAGGAAUUAAUGCAAGCAAAUAGUGAUUAAGUACGGCCGUUACCAGUUAACCAACAUGACCCACGAGCUGCACAAAGCACCACCCACACACAUAAGUAUAUACAAACAUACAUACAUACGCAUUUCGAAUGCGAACUUUUCAAUGGACUCAUUUCGGUAUAGAUAAAUGUACAUAUGUAAAGCUCUUGCAACAACAACAAUUGUUACUGCAAAUGUAUAGGAAUAUGACUUGUAAUAGUUUCGCAUCUUCUUAAUGUUACAAAUACAUACGUACAUGCCUGCGCAUAUAUGUGACGGCCACUGUAAAAACUAUAUGUAUACAAACAUACAUUUAUAAAAUUCUUCAUAUAGCCAAUAACAUUUAAGCGUUUACCUACACACACAUACAACUGUAUAUAUACACAUGCAACGACGCAUAUGUGUGUGGCUAUGCGGAAUAUUCAAGAUUCGCAUGCAGAGCAUAGGAUUUUCGAAGUUUUAAACUAAUUAGGCUAAGGAUAGGUAGGGAGGACAUCUGCUGUUCGGUAAGCACUCAUACAUAUUUACACACACACACACACCUAGUUAUAUAAAGAACUAAAGGAGUAGAACUACUCCUUUGUACAUAGGCGAUAAUUAGAUGGUAUGUACACGCAUACAUAUGUACAUAACUGUGUAUAAAUAUUAGCAACUUUAUUUGUUUUAUGUUCUUGAAGACGUUUUCGAAAAUUGGAGUAUUAAAACAGAUAUUUUUUUAACAAUUUUACAAUUCAUGGAGAAAUCAUUAUAUCACAAGGGCCUUUUUCGUCACUUUUUUCGUGCUUUUUUGACGGAACUCAAAAGUUUUGAUUUGACUCAGAAAUUUUAAUUUUAUAAGAUCCGAUGGCAGAGUAGUUAUUGUCGAUAAAAAAUUUUUACUAUUUGGGAUAAGGCAGUUUCAUGUCAGCGGAAGCAAGAACUGAUAGAUUUAGGCAAAUUAUAAAAACAGAUUUAAAUCUCGAGCAAAAGUUAUUAUUUUUUUGUUCUGCUCUUGGGCAAAUUGGUAUACUUGUACAUACACUUUUUUGGUAUAUGUAUGUAUAGAACUCUAUCGGUAUUGUGAAAUUUAUGACUAAAAAUUGUGAUUCGUGAUUGAUUGGCAUGAAGGGCAUGUGGAGUGUGUUUGACACACAAACACAUGCUUAUAUUGAAUCAAAAUUUUUGCGCUUAGCUAUAGAAAUUCGAGAAAAUGAAGAAAGUAAUCUAACAAUUUUCAUUUCAUUUAAAGAAGACUGAGAAUUGGCAUUUCGAAAGAAGUAAA